AAAUGCACUUCCUGUUGUUUUGACACAGAUAAAACUUGCUGGAUCUGGAAGUGCGUAUUGGACUAUUUAGUUUGUGAAGACCUUGAUCCAUUACGUUUGAAUUUUAAAAUUUUUGUGUUUCUUCACAAAAUUUGCGCUAUUGCAAAAAGAUGCGCCGCUCUGUGUUCAGACUACAGAAACUGAAGCCUCAAAAAGCGGUUAACUCAAAUGUCCUUGGACAUCAUGUUUGCAGCUUUCACACUUCAUGUACACGCCAAAGGGUUUUAACUCUGGAUACCAUGAAUCCGUAUGUCAAAAAUAUGGAGUAUGCUGUCCGAGGACCCAUUGUAAUACGGGCAGGAGAAAUCGAGGCGGAGUUAAAAAGUGGUGUCAUAAAGGAUUUCAAGGAUGUUAUAAGGGCAAAUAUUGGGGAUUGUCAUGCAACUGGUCAAAGGCCAUUAACUUUCCUUAGGCAGGUUGUAGCCCUGUGUACAGACCCUGACCAUUUGAUGAGGAACCCAGAGUACCCAGAUGAUGCUAAGGAGAGGGCUAGAAGAAUCUUAAAUGACUGUGGGGGAAACAGCAUAGGUGCCUACAGUGACAGUGCUGGUGUGAGGGUGAUUCGAGAAGACAUUGCUAAAUACAUCAAAGAGAGAGAUGGACACCCCUCUAAUCCUGAUGACAUUUUCUUAUGUACAGGAGCAAGUGAUGGCAUAAAGACAAUAAUGAAACUAUUGAUGACUGGGAAAGAUGGAGCAGAGAGGGCAGGAGUUAUGAUUCCUAUCCCUCAGUAUCCACUAUAUACUGCCACAAUAGCUGAAUAUAAUGCCUAUCCAAUCAAUUAUUACCUAGAUGAAGAUAAUGCUUGGUCAUUACAUGCAUCAGAACUCAGAAGAUCUCUUAACGAGGCUCGUAAACACUGUAUACCAAGAGCACUAGUCAUCAUCAACCCAGGCAACCCUACUGGUCAAGUUUUAUCCAGAGCAAAUAUUGAAGAAAUUAUCAAGUUUGCCAAGGAGGAGAAUCUCUUUUUGAUGGCCGAUGAGGUAUACCAGCACAAUGUGUAUGCAGAAGAGUCAACUUUCCACUCGUUUAAGAAAGUCCUGAUGGAGAUGGGGCCAGAAUACAAGGACAUGGAGCUGGCCUCCUUCAUGUCCACCUCUAAAGGUUUCAUGGGAGAAUGUGGAUUCAGGGGAGGUUACUGUGAGGUCAUUAAUCUGGAGCCUCCAGUCAAGGCCAUGCAGGUCAAGUCCAUCUCAGCUAAACUCUGCUCCUCGGUGUCAGGCCAGGUUGCCAUGGAUGUAGUAGUGAACCCCCCAAAACCAGGAGAGCCAUCUUAUGACCUUUUCAUGAAGGAGAAGAACCUUGUGUUGGGUCAGUUAAAACAGAAGGCUGGACUGGUGGCUGAGACCUUUAACUCUAUGGAGAGGCUGUCUUGUAACCCAGUACAGGGGGCUAUGUAUGCCUUCCCCCAGAUUUACAUGCCAGAAGCGGCCAAAGAGGCCGCAAAGAAAAGAGGAAUAUCCCCUGAUGCCUUGUACUGUUUUGACUUGUUGGAAAGCACAGGAAUCUGUGUUGUACCUGGAUCAGGAUUUGGACAAAAACCAGGAACCUUUCACUUCAGGACAACCAUACUUCCUCCUGUUGACAAACUUAAAGAAAUGAUGGAACGUUUCAAGAAAUUCCAUACUGGUUUUAUGCAGAAGUAUAAAUAAGAGUUACAAAUAAAAGAUUGCCCUGUGUGAUGUUCAUAAGAUAUCAGUCAGUAAAAUUCUAAGGUCUGCUAUGAUUGUCACAGCUGUUAAAGAAUGCAUUUGUAAUUUUCUAUAUAUUUGUGCAUGUGUCAUGCAGAGUACUGUAAAAUAUUUUAUAGAAAUAAGUCUUUAACAUUGAUGCUUUAUUUUGUAUUAAAUGUUAUGGAAAUGUUAUCAGUGUGAAAUGUGUGAAUUAUCUGAUAUAUGGUAUAAAUAUUGGGGAUAAUGUGAAUCUCUUUACCAGAUUUUUUUUUUUUUUAAUUAUACAAAAGUUAUCCUCAUAAUAUCAGUCUUGAUUUUUUUUCUUUAUGUAAAUUUCACCAUUUUUUAUUCAAAUAUUAGUGCUGUUUAAUACUAAAUUAUAUUGUUUAAUUCUACAAGUAUACAUACUUACCGGUACAUUUUUAAAGUAACAAAUAUACAUUGUAGUUACAAUGACAGUCAUCUUAAAAAAUUGUUUGGUAACCCUCUCCUGACCGACUGGCUAAAAAUGGUCCGACUUGAAACGUUUUAACCUCCUUGAAACAAUUUUUUUUAUGUACUCUGGAAAAUAUAUUUUAAAAAUUUAGCAUUAGAAUUGAAAUUUUCUGAGAAAAAUGGUUUUCUCACCUUUCUACUGACCUUAUUUUAUUAUCCUGAGUCAGAAGAGGGCAAGCAAACAUUAUUUUAAAGCUGGCCUUACCUUUUUAUUCUUAAAUGUACAAUCCUUGCCAACAUAAUAAAAUAUAUGUAUGUGGCCUAAAUAUAGUCAGAUUUAUAUUAAGUGGAUUAAAAAAAACAUGACAAUGAAGACAUUACACUUAUUGAAGUAAUUUUGAUGCUCUUGAACCAUGUUCAGUCAUUGUUAUUAUUUGUAUUCUAGUUUAUAGAAAAUAAAAAAAAAAUGGCAAAAAAUGGCUUUUUGUCGUAAACAGAAUUUGCAUAAUGUAUUUUUUAUAUUAAAUGCAUAAUUUAUUGUGUGAUAAAAAAUAAUAAAAAAGAUUGUGUAUGUCAUUUGCUAAAAAAUAAUUGUAGGGAAUGUACAAGGAUUGUGUAUCAUUUUAUUAUGUAUUUUUUUUGUUGCCACUUUUGAGGAUUGCAAAGCUUUCUCACAUUUAUGAUAUCUUAGACUAGUGAAUUCCCAUGUGUAUUAAAUAUGCAGAUAAUAUUUGCCUAGUCAUACAGAUAUCACUUGGCCUCACGAGUCUGCCACACAUUUUAAGCACAUUGUCUUUUGUGGAAACUUCUAAUAAACGCUGAUAAAUUUGA
Messenger RNA from Saccostrea cuccullata (small rock oyster), 2981 nucleotides. RefSeq names its product alanine aminotransferase 1-like. Gene Ontology annotation, molecular function: L-alanine:2-oxoglutarate transaminase activity; pyridoxal phosphate binding. The transcript is spliced from 13 exons. Gene Ontology annotation, biological process: biosynthetic process. NCBI's taxonomy places the organism in Eukaryota, Metazoa, Mollusca, Bivalvia, Ostreida, Ostreidae. Bases 150 to 1694 code for a protein of 514 amino acids. The record is from RefSeq and is a predicted model, not a curated record.